Drosophila yakuba is the source of this 1510-nucleotide messenger RNA. It is a transcript of the gene cbc, whose product is annotated as protein CLP1 homolog. Bases 149 to 1420 code for a protein of 423 amino acids. The transcript is spliced from 4 exons. Gene Ontology annotation, molecular function: polynucleotide 5'-hydroxyl-kinase activity. The record is from RefSeq and is a predicted model, not a curated record. Lineage: Eukaryota; Metazoa; Arthropoda; Insecta; Diptera; Drosophilidae. Gene Ontology annotation, biological process: tRNA splicing, via endonucleolytic cleavage and ligation. Gene Ontology annotation, cellular component: mRNA cleavage factor complex; nucleus.
CAUAUCGAUUAAUUCAUGUAUAAGUAUCGAUUAAUUCCCACCCCUAAUGCACAGCUGUUGGAAAAUCGUGUUAUUUACCACUUGCAUUUUUGGAUAAUUGCCCUAUUUCGGCAUUAAAACACAUUAUUAGAGCACUGAAGACACAGCCAUGUCGGAGGACCAUGGCAAAGACUACACAUUGGAGGCCGACUCCGAGCUGCGCUUCGAAAUCGAGCAGAAGGACGCUAAAGUGCUGGUGUCCUUGGUCAGCGGAUUUGCGGAGCUGUUCGGCACGGAGCUGGUAAAGAAAAAACAGUACGAGUUCGGCAUGGGCGCCAAGGUGGCCAUCUUUACGUACCAGGGCUGUGUGCUCCACGUCUCCGGCAAAAUGGACGUGUGCUACAUCUCCAAGGAGACACCGAUGGUGCAGUACGUCAACUGCCACGCUGCACUGGAGCAAUUCCGCAUGGAGGCCGAGGAGAAGGAUCGCCACGGACCAGUUGCCAUGGUCGUCGGUCCCAUGGACGUGGGCAAGAGCACUCUCUGCCGCAUUCUGCUCAACUACGCUGUGCGCGUGGGCCGUCGGCCGCUGUACGCCGACCUGGACGUCGGGCAGGGCUCCAUUGCCAUUGCCGGCAGUGUGGCAACCAUCCUUAUCGAGCGGCCGGCAAACGUGGAGGAGGGAUUCGCCAAGACAGCGCCGCUGGUCUAUCACUUUGGCCAUAAGUCGCCCAGCGGCAACAGCAUCCUGUACAACGCCGUGGUUUCGAAAAUGGCCGAGGUCACGUUGCAUUCUCUGAACAGCAACAAGCGAACAAAAAGUUCCGGAAUUAUCGUAAACACUUGUGGCUGGGUAAAGGGUUCCGGCUAUGCGCACCUGUUGCACGCGGCCAAAGCUUAUGGCGCCUGCGCCAUCUUCGUUCUGGACCAGGAGCGAUUGUACAACGAGCUGCUACGUGAUGUACCCAAGGGUGUUCAUGUGGUACUGCUGCCCAAGAGCGGCGGUGUCGUUGAGCGCAGCAAAGAGCUGCGGCACGAGGCGAGGGAUCAGCGCAUCAAGGAGUACUUCUACGGCAACGCAAGGGCGCCCUUCUAUCCGUUCAGCUUCGAGGUGAAGUUCCAGGACCUGCGACUGUACAAGAUCGGGGCACCGCCGCUGCCCGACUCCUGCAUGCCAAUUGGAAUGAAGGCGGAGGAUAACAAGACCAAAGUGGUGGCUGUUACUCCCACGCCCGCACUCAUCCAUCAUGUGCUGGCACUCAGCUUUGCCGAGUCCGUGGAGGAUGAAGUGAUUGGCACCAACGUGGCCGGCUUUUGUUGCGUUACCGAAGUGGAUAUGGAAAGACAGGCGGUGAUGUUGCUUUCCCCGCAACCGCGUCCUUUGCCCCCGAACGCGCUGCUCCUGUGGUCAGAACUGCAGUUCAUGGACAAUCACACCUAGCAUUUGUAAAUACUCUACUCUAGAUGUAAUUUAAGAAUUUAUAAAUUAAUGUUCGCGUUACGAAAAUACAGUUUAGAUGUGCAAGCGUGA